Molecule: messenger RNA, 1302 nt
Organism: Dendronephthya gigantea
Lineage: Eukaryota; Metazoa; Cnidaria; Anthozoa; Malacalcyonacea; Nephtheidae
Product: proteoglycan 4-like
Exons: 5
Coding region: 1-1302 (433 amino acids)
Source: RefSeq, a predicted model, not a curated record
AUGGCAGAAACGUCUUUAUUAGUUUCUUCACUUUUGAGAUUCAUUCUUUUGUUACUGGUAUUCUUGAAUCUUUAUACCCUUGGACAAAAGCAAAGUUUGUGCUAUGAAGGACCAAGACAAGAUCAUCGUUUGAAAACCACUGUGGCAAAAUAUGUCCACGCUUUGACGGGAGGAGAAUGUAUUUUAUUUUGCAUGCGUGACGAUGAGUCGUGUAGAGCAAUUAACUUCAAUAAAUCCUCGACGUCUAAAGAUAAUUGCGAAUUCCUCAAAGACACCGCCUCAGAAAUGUCCAAAGAUGAUUUACACGAAAAUGAAGACUAUGAUUACUACACAUUACUCAGUCCUACAAGGAAGCCUCAAAAUGUUUCUUCAAAGACUAAGCCGUCCCAGAUAACACAAACCUCAGCAAAAUCUGUGGUAACAAAAAAGGGAAGCUCACCAACUAAGCACUCUGUGGUAACAAAAAAGGGAAGCUCACCAACUAAGCACUCUGUGGUAACAAAAAUGGGAAGCUCACCAACUAAGCACUCUGUGGUAACAAAAAAGGGAAGCUCACCAACUAAGCACUCUGUGGUAACAAAAAAGGGAAGCUCGCCAACUAAACACUCUGUGGUAACAAAAAAGGGAAGCUCACCAACUAAGCCCUCUGUGGUAACAAAAAAGGGAAGCUCACCAACUAAGCACUUUGUGGUAACAAAAAAGGGAAGCUCACCAACUAAACACUCUGUGCUAACAAAAAAGGGAAGCUCACCAACUAAGCCCUCUGUGGUAACAAAAAAGGAAAGCUCACCAACUAAGCACUCUGUGAUAACAAAAAAGGAAAGCUCACCAACUAAGCACUCUGUGAUAACAAAAAAGGAAAGCUCACCAACUAAGCCCUCUGUGCUAACAAAAAAGGGAAGCUCACCAACUAAGCACUCUGUGCUAACAAAAAAGGAAAGCUCACCAACUAAGCACUCUGUGAUAACAAAAAAGGAAAGCUCACCAACUAAGCACUCUGUGAUAACAAAAAAGGAAAGCUCACCAACUAAGCCCUCUGUGCUAACAAAAAAGGGAAGCUCACCAACUAAGCACUCUGUGGUAACAAAAAAGGAAAGCUCACCAACUAAGCACUCUGUGAUAACAAAAAAGGAAAGCUCACCAACUAAGCACUCUGUGAUAACAAAAAAGGAAAGCUCACCAACUAAGCACUCUGUGCUAACAAAAAAGGAAAGCUCACCAACUAAGCACUCUGUGGUAACAAAAAAGGGAAGCUCGUCAACUAAGCAACCAAGGUAUUGCACACCCAUGUUCGAUAAUUAA